This is a messenger RNA of Bombus huntii, 6235 nucleotides long. RefSeq lists its product as uncharacterized. Bases 260 to 4900 code for a protein of 1546 amino acids. Lineage: Eukaryota; Metazoa; Arthropoda; Insecta; Hymenoptera; Apidae. The transcript has 5 exons. The record is from RefSeq and is a predicted model, not a curated record.
GUUGAUCGUAAUAGAGGUUGUAAAAUAUUUUAUAGAAAUCAUCAUUUGAUCGGCGAUUUAAUAAGAAAAUGUAAAGUUUUAGUCGAAAUAUUUUUCUAAUAAAUUAAAAAAUAUGUUAAUAACUGGGAAGACGAUAAUUAAUAUGUACUACGUAGUAGUUGCUACGUCGAUAAUGUCGUCGAGUAUAACGCAGCAAGGUUCCGGUAAUUCAGUGAAUGUGCUCUUUUCAAACAUGGAGAGGUUAUUUGUUUGAAAUAAUAUGUGGGAAUUAAGAAAUCGGAGUGUGAUCAUUUUAGUAAGUGUGUUGAGUGGGUGCGUGUUUCUGUACAACGUUUGGGGAUCGAUUUUUAUUCUUACCAUUUCAUUGUUUCUUACGAUUUAUGCGUGCUAUUUUUUAAUUAUCAACGACAGCUUAUUGUCGCCGCACGCGUUCCUUUUACUGGAUUACUGCAAACACAUUUCUUUCGAAGUUCGUACGAGUUUCGGAACCGUCAUCGAUCACGUAUACCUGUAUAUCCGACAAUUUUUUGAGGCUGCGAUUCGCCGUUUUCGAAAGCGAUAUCUAACCGAAAGACGACCCUACUCUAGGAUGGAAAGACGACGAGGAUCGAAUUAUCAGCUUAGUACCGAUCCUUAUCCAACUAAGAAACGUUCUUCCCAUUUUGGAUCGAUCACGCAGAUUAGCCCAAUUCCAAAAAAUUUACAAAAAGCCAAUGUGUCAAACGAUAUCAGUUCGAAAAUGUAUUUUUAUCCUAAUUCCGAACAUUCGUCAUACGAUCACGAUUCCUUUGUUACAAAACGUACUUCGACACCAGUGUUGUCACGAAAUAAAGAGGAAUUAGAAAAUCAAACGUUCAAGUUGUCACCUUCUGGUCAAGUAUUAUCAAAGAGACCACCGUCUCCUCUGUAUGGACAGAAUCAUGUUCUGAUGCAGGUAGAAAAUUCAACGUAUUUUGACGCCGAAGGUUCUUCAUGGGAUUCUAGCGUAACUGCUAAAGUAGAUACAAAAGUAGGAGAACGAAAAGCUAUUCAAACAGCUAGCGGGCCUCUCUUAGCAUCGACUAGAUACAACAUUGAUCCCAAAGUAUACAAUGACGUAACCUCUCCAGGACUUACGGCUCGAUUGACUAAAUAUGCUACUGAAGCAAGCAACAAAUUGGCUCAUCAAUCCAAAUAUCGGGUAGGGCAAUUUCCAAAAGUAAAUCUCCAUGCUAGUUCAGUUCCAUUGAUAAAUGUGAAGUCUAUGAAAACAAGGACGCCGGCAACAGUUAGAGUAGCACCGUCUCAUACCAUACGAUAUUCUCCACCAUCGAAGCAAAAUAUUUUGUCGAAUGUGCGUCACUCUGACAAUAGUUGUUCCUCGCCUAGCGUUGCCCAAGCUUUAAGGGAGAUAUCGCUAAAAAGACACGCUUCGAGGGAAGAUGUGGCUUACGACCCGGCAAAGAAACAACGAAGAGAUAUCGUUGCUAGUAAGGAAUUUGAGGUACAGGAUGAAACAAAGCAGAAAAGGAGCAGAGAAGAAUCCUUGAAAUCGGAAGAAGAUAUUUCUCCCCAAAGUAAUAAAAUUGUUCGACCCACGAAACGUACUAAAACACCGUCGUGUUACGAUAUUAUAAAUUCACUCAGUUCUAGCAAGCACGUUGUUUCCGGCGUCAAAAGGAAAGCUAGAGACUUUUCACGAAGCGGAACCCCAGAUUUUGAAAAGCAUUUUAAAUCUUUGGAAUGUGUUCAAAGUGCUAGUACUGAAACGGUAGCACAAGUUCACAGCACAAGCUCAAAAUGUCCUGACUACGAGUUAACGGAGAGAAAAAAUAAUUCACAUGCGUGUAACUCUGCCGAUAAGCUACAAGAACAUUCACCGUUGAAGGGAAUUUUAAAAGCAAAAGGAAAUUUUAACAAUGAAAGUAUAGAAAAUGAAUCAGACCACAAACACACAAAACGUUUGAAUGCGCAGAAUAGCGAUAAAGAUAAUUCCGUAGAAUCGAUCGAGUCCAUCGAAUCAGCCAAGUUAACACACAAGUUAUUUAUGAGGGCAGAACCGGAAAGAAAUGAGAAGUUACGGAUGUUGGUCGAAGAGCAGGGUAAUAUACGAGCAAAGUUUACUACCGACGAUGUAGAAGAGAUAAAGAAGGAAGAUAUUACAGACAUGAGGCAAACGAGCAUGAAAGCAAGACUUCAAAGCAUGUUUGAUGCCAUAUCUGGUAAAGGUGCCAGUCGGAUUAAUCCAGACGUGGUGAUUCAAGCGGAAGAAGUAAAUGCCGUCAAGUCUGUCGCAUGUACUGUCACUUGUGCGACCCUUAAUUCUUUGACUACCACUACGAACGUUAAUACCACACCCAUUUCCACAUCGGCCGUGGCACCUAGUCCUGGUAGCAGCGAAUCGAAUACAAAGUCACCAAAACAUGUGGCUUUUAAUUUACCAGUCAAAAAUACUUCCUCGAAUACGAACGUUCAGUUUGCCGAUACGUCUGAGAGGAAAAUUGAAAACGUGUUAACUUCCGUGGCAGAUAAAACGAUCAAUUCUACUCUUGGGGUUACGCUUUCGACUACGAAAUCUGAAAUCGUAUCUCAGCCUGUUGUUUCGAACUCAACUACGACCAGUUCGAUGAGCUUUAACGUACAAAAUUUCGAUUCUAACAAAUCAACUACGAUCACAUCAGCGACAAGUACUUUGCCGAUUGGUACCACGUUCGUGUUCGAUACCGUGUCUGCCAAUAAUAAAUCCCCUCUACUUGCUGUUCCCGCAACAACUACCAUUUUUGGGAAUGUUACCACAGCUGCGCCAAUAUCUUCGGUGAUUUCUAUGAGUACGACUGCAGCAAACACUAAAAACGAGCCGAGUCAAAGCAACCCAAGGACAAACGUUUCGCAAGUUGCAGCAAUCUGUUCGACGAGUGUGAACGUAUCGAUCGGAAAUAUGAAAGGCGGUAUGAUCUUCACAUCGCCACACACAAAUCCAGCAAAUUUAAGCACUGUCGCGGAAAAGAGAGAACAGAAUACGGGAUUUACAUCGAUCGACACGAAAGCAAACGUUAUGCCAUUCACAAGUAUUGCAAAUAUUACUGGCUCGAAUGACGCAUUGAGUACAAAAUCGAACGUGAACGUAUCGACGCCGUUGUUUACAUUUGGAACCAAAACCAAUAAUCCAUCGACAACGUCCACCAAGUCCGAAGGAUUCGUAUUUGGGUCAGCAGGGAAUGCGUCAGUAAAUAGCGAAACGUUUGGAGCUUCGACGAGUACGUCUCGACAGGCUUCGAUGAUUCCUAACGCAGCGACGUCUUCGAAUAAUGGUAAUAGUGGCACGCAAGCUAAUAGCGUUACGGGUGCGAGCUCAGCUAAUACCGGUUUCGAAGCAAACCCAAAAGUUAGCUUACCUACAUUUGGAUCAUCGACAGACUCGACCUUUGCAUCGCAUUCUUCGUCCAGUUCGUCUGUAAACGAUAGCAAAGCUGGCUUUUCUUUCGGUAAAGCAUCGAUGACGACAAAUACAGCUACCGGUACCUCGAAUGUAGGUCCAUUCGCUGUUGCGAACAAUAAUUUGCCAUCGAGCUUUGGAGCUUCAUCGUCGACGUCGACGACGUCGACGAUCAAUAGUAGCACGGCUCAGAUCGCUCCGAAUACCGGCUCGAUAUUUACUAACUCGUCAUCCGCUCCAUCGAUCUUUGGGACAACGACAGUGAGUAAUCAGCCAGUUUUUGGUACGUCUAACUUGAGCGUCAGCACAGUUACCUUUACUCUGCCAAAGAGCACGACCACGUCAGUUUUUGGUUCUAACGUUGUCACUACUUCUGCUGGAUUCGCAUCCACGAAUUCGAUGCCAAUCUUCUCGAGCAUAGCCGGUGGGUCAUCUAUGGGAGCAAUAAACACAACUUCCAUUCCGAUGUUCGGUUCUAGCGCGAGUACAUCCACAUCCGGAAUAAACACCGGCGGAACAAGCAACGUCAGUAGUAACUUGUUCUCAAACGCGAAUGUGACCACCUCGAUAUCUAUGUUUUCUACGACGAGCAACAUCUUUGGUCAGGCGAAUUCGGCAACAGGUACGAGUUUCAAAAGCAGUUCGGGAGUAUUUGGAAGCAACAGCGGUUCGACGUUAUUCGGUUCGACGCAACCAACUACGUCAUCGGCGUUCGGCGCUGCAAAUGUUUCCAGCAAUUCGACCGCUUCCACUUUUGGUUCUACCAACAUUCCCGUGAGCAACGCAUCCGUCCCGGUUUUUGGCACUACAACUACCGGUACCCCCGACUUUGCCUCGCAAAAUCAAAACAAGGAGAAUCCAGGAGCGCCAACUUCUGCCUCGCAAAACUUUGGUAUGAGCUCGAUAUUCAGACGCGACAAUACCGGUGGUGCUCCCGUGUUUGGAGCCGCGAACAGUACCACCGGUCAUUUCAAUUCUUCCGUGCCGAAUAACACGUUCGCCGGGCAAAACGUCUCUAUCUCGUCGAACCCUACGUUCGGCAUGGGAACUGCAUCCACAGCAAACGGUCCACCAGCAUUUAGUGACAGCAACAAGGCAUCACCGUUCGGAGCACAAUCUUCCACCUUUGGGACUCCCAACGUGUCCUCUACUCCCACUUUUGGAAACGCUAAUGCGAACGAAAGCAACACCUCUGGAAUAUUCACCUUUGGAGCAAACCAAAAACCACCGCAACAGAACGCUACCGCGUUUGCCUUUGGCAACAAUAACAAUACUUCCGCUUCAGCACCUUUCCAGUUUGGCACGACAACUUCGAAUUCAGGUACAGGAUUUAAUUUCUCCGCUCCAACAACAACUCCAUCCAUCAACUUUGGCACAACAAAUUCCACAACGACAUUUAAUGCUUCCACGCCUGGUAUGUUCAGUAUCGGCAGUGGCUCUACCGCUUCAAGGUCCAGAAAUACACGGACCAGAAAACUGAGAUGAUGGAGAAUGUAAAUCUCGCUAGCAUCUUUUCGAAUAUUCAUCGUGGAAAUAUGUAAACGCGUUAUUUGAUUUUUUAAUACCGUUAUUCUGUAAUUCUAGCAUCGUAAUUCGGCAGAAUCUUGUCAAAAAACGAUGCCCCUCAAAUUCAUGCAGUUCUAUUGCACUGAGAACAGAAUUAUAGAAUAGAAUCGACAUUUUAACGUUACAGUUUUCACCAUUGUUAAUCUUAUCCAUCUUGUACAUACGAAAAUGUUAAAGCGGGUCUUUAUCUAUCACUGUGUUAAAGUCUGCUUAAGUUACAUUACGUGUAAUGCACAUGCAUAUAUAUAUGUAUAUACAUAUAUAUAUAUACACGUACAGAUAUAUAGAAGAAUAAAAUGCGUGAUUGUUUUAUUAAGGAAAAUCGAAUACCUAUUACAAGCGUGUUUGCUCACGGAACAUUGUAUAUUUAACUUUAAACGUUCAUCGAUCUAUGAAUCGUCGAUGACGCUAAUUAUCCUUUAUCUGCUAACUUCUUACCAAGAAUCGAGUUUUGAUAAACGUUAAAGGUUCUUCAUAUUUAUUCGAGUGACAUUUAUACUAUAUCCGGCCACUAAAAUGUUUUGGACAUACGAUAUUUAAUUAUUGUAAAUUUUCUGUCUUUUUUUCCUUUUUUCUUCUUUUUAAACAUUUUCUUUUGUAUUUUUUUACGCAAACAAAAAGGUUCGAGCGACGAAAACGCUUCGUGUUUUGAAAUAAGUCAUCAAUUUACAAAUUUCCGACAUAUCGAUAAACAUAUUUUUUGUUUUGAACGCGAUGAAAUCGUCAAUUGCAAUAGUUUAUUUCGUUUUUAUUUUUCAUAAUACUUUUAUCCCUUUUCCUUUUUUCUUGAUACGAUAGCUAGUUCGGAUAUAGAAAUAAGACUUAUAGGUGCGUAAACGGAGAUCACUUUUGUCUUCUUUAUUCGAUACAGAGGAAAAAGUAAAACAAUUGUAAAAGAGAAUGGGUGAAGAAGAAGUAAAAGGGCAACAAAGAGUAUUAACGCUCGCCGACAAAUUGGCGUAAGUACGUCGAAUAAAAAAGUAAGCGAAACGUUCACGACGUUUAUAAUCGAACGAUUGUAUCUUACGAUCGAGGAGCACAAAAUACUCAAUCGAUAUGUGAAAGUAACGUGAUAGAGAGGCGCUAACGGAACAUACAGGUGCGGUUCUCUAUGCCAUGUUGUAAAAAAUGCGUAAUUAUUUUUUUCUACAUUUUCAGGCAGAUAUAUCAUCUCCGUAAGGAAACGUUGUAAACUUUGAAAAAUGUCAGAAAUACGAAUACCAAUAGUGUUGGAGAAAUACAUUUUACACUUGC